AUGGCUCCUCGAAAUCCACUCAAGACCAAGGCUAAGGCAAUCUCAUUCAUUAUACAGAGACGAAGGGAUAAUCAAGAGCUGAAUAGUGCGAAUGACAAAGAGAUCGAAGAGCUUGAGACUAAGCUGAGUGCACUUCAAAGCACGCGAAGCAAACUUCAGCGCCAGAAGCGAAGCUUGAAUACCAACUUCGGCAAGUCAACUGAUGACUACACCUGCACGUUGAACCGCCAGUUCGCCGCUGAGAUGUUCGAACGUCUCUCUGCCCGCGAAGUGCGAGACAUGGUUUACUUCCAUCUCAUGGGUGGCGCUCCAGAUGUCAGCAUCAUGCAACGCGAGAAAGAGCUGCCCGAUAACGAAGAGAACAAGUACUACUUCCACGUUGAUCACAGUGACCGUCGCGGCCAGGCUCGCGGCCUUGACAACAAAUUCGAGCACUUCUUCAGGGAAAAGUAUAUGGGAAAGGAGUUUGUGGUCGAACUCGCGGAGGAGUUCAAUAGGCAUGCUUCCUACAAUGUCUGGAACGUCGAUGACGUUCGAUAUCUACUUGAUGCUUGCCCUCUCAGAGGUGCGCCCUGCCGACCCCUCGACUUCCUCCGAACGCUUUCGGUCGACAUAUGCAUCUCAAAACAUGAAUUCCAGCCGACACGGGACUAUUAUGUGAAAGCUCGCCACGCGACAACAGAGUCUGCGUUAAAGAAAGAAGGCUUCCAGAACCAGCUGACUUGGCUUGGCGAUCUCGCGGCCACAUCACAAGUCGCCAAAAUGAGCAUCACGCUUGAUAUUAAUGUGCGGACGCGUGCUGCACUCGAGAGGUACAAAGCUGUGCUGCUACCAUACAUCCAAGAGCUUGUCGAAAAGGACUGCAAGGUCGUUGCGUCGUACGAGAAUUGGGGCAGGAACGACUACUCGCAGCCGCGCAAUCGGGAAACAAUCACCUACGAUCGUACCAUGUUGAUAUCGGAAAGCCAGAUGGAAGCUGCCAUCGCCGCUGUCUUCAUGGGUCAUUGGCGGGAUUUACAUUGGAAACGUCCUAUUGGCUGA
This is a messenger RNA of Alternaria metachromatica, 1041 nucleotides long. RefSeq lists its product as uncharacterized. The record is from RefSeq and is a predicted model, not a curated record. Lineage: Eukaryota; Fungi; Ascomycota; Dothideomycetes; Pleosporales; Pleosporaceae. The transcript has 4 exons. Bases 1 to 1041 code for a protein of 346 amino acids.